Chrysochloris asiatica (Cape golden mole) is the source of this 1352-nucleotide messenger RNA. It is a transcript of the gene CIPC, whose product is annotated as CLOCK-interacting pacemaker. Lineage: Eukaryota; Metazoa; Chordata; Mammalia; Afrosoricida; Chrysochloridae. The record is from RefSeq and is a predicted model, not a curated record. The transcript is spliced from 4 exons. Gene Ontology annotation, cellular component: nucleus. The coding region runs from base 153 to 1352 and encodes 399 amino acids. Gene Ontology annotation, biological process: negative regulation of DNA-templated transcription; negative regulation of circadian rhythm.
ACCCGGUGAAGACAGGGUUGUCAUGGAGCCGCGGGGCCGGGCUCGCGCAUGCGCCACCUGACCCACAGGUCCGGUUGUGGAGUGGCGACCCCCGCCCUAGGACCAUCCCGAUACAAAGAGCACUGAUGCACCUGCUUCCAGUCCCAUGAAAAAUGGAGAGGAAAAAUCCUACUAGGGAGAGCCCCAGACGACUCUCAGGCAAACUAGGCAAAGGGACGGAGAUGGGAAAGAUGGUUCGUCAACUCAGCAUGGCGACUGCUGAGUCCGAUAAGGACUCGGGAUUUUCAGAUGGGAGCUCGGAAUGUCUGAGCUCUGCCGAACAGAUGGAAGCUGAGGACAUGCUGAGCGCCUUAGGCUGGAGCCGAGAAGACAGGCUGAGGCAGAGCUCCAAGACCGCAAACACUUCCUUCCCAACCCUGUCCCCCAUGGUCGUCAUGAAGAAUGUGCUGGUCAAACAGGGCAGCAGCUCAUCCCAGCUCCAGUCCUGGACAGUCCAGCCCUCGUUUGAAGUGAUCACAGCACAGCCCCAGCUCUUGUUCCUUCACCCGCCGGUACCCUCUCCCAUCAGCCCAGGUCACGCUGGGGAGAAAAAGUCAGACUCCAGGAACUACCUGCCCAUUCUAAAUUCUUAUACCAAAAUAGCCCCACAUCCAGGCAAAAGGAGCAUUGCCCUGGGCCCAGAAGAACAAGGGGAGAGCAGGAUGCCGAAGAAGAGCUGUACUGAAAGACUCGGGCCGAGCGUGUCUUCAAGUGAGUCAGCCAAGCCUGGUGCUGUGCCGUCCAGUCCCUCACCUCCAGCACCCUCCAGCGCCAAACUUGCCGAGGACUCAUCUCUGCAGGGUGUCCCCUCCCAGGUGGCAGGUGGGAGUCCACAGACUCUUCAGCCAGUAUCCAGCAGCCAUGUGGCUAAAGCUCCCAGGCUGACCUUUACUUCCCCUGCCAGUCCUGUCUGUGCCUCAGACAGCACCCUGCAUGGGCUGGAGAGCAGCUCUCCCCUGUCCCCUCGGUCAGCUAAUUACAGCUCUCCACUGUGGGCCGCCGAGCACCUCUGCCGCAGCCCAGAGCUCUUCACCGAGCAGCGGCAGAGCAAACACAGACGCUUUCAGAAUACCUUGGUAGUGCUACAUAAAUCCGGUUUGCUGGAGAUCACUUUGAAAACCAAGGAGUUGAUUCGGCAAAACCAGGCAACUCAGGUGGAACUAGACCAGCUUAAGGAGCAAACCCAGCUGUUUAUAGAGGCUACCAAGAGCAGAGCUCCUCAGGCCUGGGCCAAGCUACAGGCAUCUUUAACAUCCGGGGCCAGUCAAGCUGCCAGUGACCUAGACACUUUCUCUGACCACCCAGAUGUCUAG